AUGGCCGCUGCUGUCACGAUUCAACCGCCCCUCUCCCGUAGGGGCCACGGUCCGGGUUUGCUUAUUCUGGUAGAGCAGGGCAUCAAUCUGUCCAAACACGACAACAUCUUGGACCCUCCUCCGGCUCAGAAAUGGGCCGAGGAAGGCUACGCGGUUGCGCAGAUCAUCGUCACGCCCGGAGCCAACGACGUCACAGACUCAGUCUCCUCGGCAAUCGAGAGUCUCAGAGAGCUGGACAGUUGCGACGACAAGGACAAGUUCGGUGCAAUUGUCCUUCUCGCUGCCGCUUCUCAACACGUCGCUGACGCUCUGGAUAAACGUUCUGAGAUCAAGGCCGCCGUCUUCUUCAACUUGGACCAGGCACUCGCAGUCCCUACCCUGUCGCAUCUGCCCGGAACCCAAGCUGAGGCACACAAGGCUAUUUCUACCACCAAGACGUACUCGUAUCCCACAGCCCGUGAUUUCUUCGUCAUCCCGAGCCACCCAAACUUCAAUGCCAAUGCCGCCGGGCUGGCGCACACGCGCACGUUGACGUUCCUCAAGCCGAUACUCGGCGGGCCCUACUUCGACCUCGAAGCCGUCUGGGAGGAACACACUCUCUUCGAGUUUGGCGAGCGAAGUGUCGAUAAGACUAUGGCCACCAUGGUCGAGCAGCCUUAUGUCAAUCAUAUUCCCACGCUUACUGGUGGUGUCGGCCGAGGGCGUUUGACGAAGUUCUACAGAGACCACUUCAUCUUUAACAACCCAGAUGAUACCGAGCUCGAGCUGGUCAGUCGUACAGUGGGAAUCGACCGAGUCAUUGAUGAGUUCGUCUUCAAGUGUACCCACGAUAGGAUCAUUGACUGGCUACUCCCUGGUGUGCCGCCUACCGGGAAGCAUCUCUCAAUCCCAUUCACCAGCGUCGUCAAUGUACGGGGAGACCACCUUCAUCACGAGCACACCGCGUGGGAUCAGGCGACCGCGUUGCGACAGUUGGCGUUGCUGCCGGAGUAUCUCCCCUUCCCCUACCAGAUCAACGGAAGUGGUCCGGCGACGGGGAAGAAGUUCGAGUUUAGGCUGCCUGUUGCCGGCGUAGAGUCAGCCCAUAAGCUGGUGGACGAAAGUGCAGUCGAGUCGAAUGCCAUGUUUGAGUAUGGAAUAAGAGAGGUCGACGUCUAG
Molecule: messenger RNA, 1158 nt
Organism: Colletotrichum graminicola M1.001
Lineage: Eukaryota; Fungi; Ascomycota; Sordariomycetes; Glomerellales; Glomerellaceae
Product: carboxymethylenebutenolidase
Exons: 4
Coding region: 1-1158 (385 amino acids)
Biological process (GO): polyketide metabolic process
Source: RefSeq, a predicted model, not a curated record